This is a messenger RNA of Rosa rugosa (rugosa rose), 2357 nucleotides long. RefSeq names its product glycine--tRNA ligase, mitochondrial 1-like. NCBI's taxonomy places the organism in Eukaryota, Viridiplantae, Streptophyta, Magnoliopsida, Rosales, Rosaceae. Gene Ontology annotation, biological process: mitochondrial glycyl-tRNA aminoacylation. The transcript has a single exon. Gene Ontology annotation, cellular component: mitochondrion; cytoplasm. Bases 290 to 2179 code for a protein of 629 amino acids. The record is from RefSeq and is a predicted model, not a curated record. Gene Ontology annotation, molecular function: ATP binding; glycine-tRNA ligase activity.
UUUCGUUUUAUUGUUUUCUUGAUCCACAAGACAUUAGGAUUCAUUGAUCCACAAGACAUUAGGAUUCAUUGAUCCACUAUUCUCUAAUAACAAAAGUAAUAAGAAUAAUCACUGACCCGCAAGUUACAACACUUGAUCCCCAAGUAAGAAGGACCUCUUCUGUUGGUUGACAUCAGCCCUAUAUAUACACCUGAACACCUCUACCCACAACCAAUUUGUCAAUUGUUUUCUUCAAAUCAUUUGAAAACGUUCUUGUGAGACUAGGUCAUUAGACUGCGUGUCCUGAAUCAUGAGUAAUAAUACAGAAAGCUCCCGCAGUGCUCUGGCCAACACUCUUGAACGGCGCUUCUUUUACAUCCCUUCUUUCAAGAUCUACGGCGCCGUUGCUGGCCUGUACGACUAUGGCUCGCCCGGCUGCAAACUCAAGAAGAAUGUCCUUUCGCUUUGGCAUCAGCACUUUGUUCAUGAAGAGAACAUGUGGGAGAUUGACUGCCCUUGCCUCACGCCAGAGGUUGUUUUGAAGGCAUCUGGCCAUGUAGAUAAGUUCACUGAUCUCAUGGUUAAGGAUGUGAAGAAAGGGACUUGCUACCGGGCUGAUCACUUGCUCAAGGAUUUCUGCAAUAAGAAGCUUGAAGAUCAGGACCGUCGCAUUAGUCCAGAGAUGGCAAUGGAGCUGAAACAAGUGCUUUCGAAAUUGGAUGGUCUAUCAGCUGAAGAGCUGGGUGCAUGCAUCAAGAAAUAUGGGAUUAGAGCCCCCGAAACAGAUAAUUAUCUCUCAGAUCCUUAUCCUUUCAACUUGAUGUUUCAAACAUCAAUUGGUCCGUCUGGUUCGAGCACUGGUUUCUUCCGCCCAGAAACUGCACAAGGCAUAUUUGUGAAUUUUAUGGACAUUUACUAUGACAACGGGUGCAAGCUGCCUUUUGCUGUUGCUCAAGUUGGCCAGGCUUUUCGAAACGAGAUAUCUCCUCGCCAAGGCCUGUUGAGAGUCCGCGAGUUCACACUCGCGGAGAUUGAGCACUUUGUUGAUCCUGAAGACAAAUCUCACGUGAAAUUCCCCACCGUAGACAAGUUGCAACUUCCUAUGUUCCCAAGGGAUGAACAAAAGCCCGGCCAAUCUGCAAGAUUAAUCUCUCUGGGUGAAGCAGUGCAUUCUAAGAUUGUGGAGAAUGAAACUCUUGGCUACUUCAUUGGGAGAGUAUAUCUCUUCCUCACUCGUCUAGGUAUAGACAAGAACCGUAUAAGGUUCAGGCAACACCUUGCUAAAGAGAUGGCUCACUAUGCUGCUGACUGCUGGGAUGCUGAGAUUGAGACUUCCUAUGGCUGGAUUGAGUGCGUCGGUAUUGCAGAUAGAUCUGCAUAUGACUUGAAGGCUCAUUCGGGGAAAAGUCGUCUCGAGGCACAUGAACAACUUUCAGAACCAAGAGAAGUGGAGAAAUUGGUUAUAUCUCCGGUAAAGAAAGAGAUUGGCCCUGCUUUCGAGAAGAAGCAAAAGAAUGUGCUUGAAGCUUUGGAGGCUAUGGAUGAAGAAGAAAUUUCAAAAAUGAAGGCCGAGUUAGACUCCAAGGGGGAGGUGGACUUCUUUGUCUGCACUCUUGGGGAACAUGUGUCUAUUAAGAGCAGUAUGGUGACAAUUUCAAAGGUUAAAACAAGAGAACAUCAAAGAAAAUUCACACCCUCAGUAAUCGAGCCUUCAUUUGGUAUUGGGAGGAUUAUAUAUUGUCUCUUUGAGCAUUCCUUCUACACCAGACCAGAUAAAACUGGGGAUGAACAAUUGAAUGUGUUUCGGUUUAACCCACUUGUGGCGCCUUUUAAGUGCACAGUUUUCCCUCUGGUUCGGAACCAGCAGUUUGAGGAGGUUGCCAAGGACAUUUCCAAGUCAUUGACUUCUGCUGGCAUAUCGCAUAAAAUGGAUACUACAGGUACCUCGAUUGGGAAACGUUAUGCACGUACUGAUGAGCUCGGUGUACCCUUUGCAAUCACGGUUGAUUCUACAUCCUCAGUCACAAUUCGAGAAAGAGACAGCAAAGAUCAAAUCCGUGUUAGUGUGAAGAAGGCAGUAUCUGUUGUGAAGGAGCUCAGUGAGGGGUUGAGGACUUGGGAAGAUGUGUGGUGGUCACCUAGUCAACGGUGGAAGAGAUUCUGGCGUUCCUGCUUCAGAUUUAUAUUGUCUAGAAACUAAUCUUAUUGUUCAUAUUAGUUAUUGUAUUAGUUAUUUAAAUCUGUUAAUCUACCUUCAUUACUGGAAGAACAAUCCGUCAUUCUGUGGCCGUUGUUGUAUUUAACUUUGACAGCUACAUAGUCAACAGUUCUUCGAUCACUCAUUUUAUGUCCUAUGGUCUUUGAAUGUUCCAUUCAGU